AUGUUGGUAAAUACAGAGUGUCCCAAAAAAAAGGACUCGUGCAAUGAGGAAGCCUGUUUCAAGUGGCCUUACGUCAACCUCACUGUAGAAGCUGAAUCUGUCAGUGGCACCUUAUUCCUCCUCAACUCGGAUACCUUAGGGGCGACACUGCAGUGGAUAGCGGACUCGGACCUACGGCUCGACACCAACUCUCUCCCCAUCCACUUGGCUGAUCUGGUGUCAGUGGACCGUCGCCGCCUGCGUGUUGGCCAGCGUUGUGCCAUUGUGCUACUGGUCUUGAAGAACGGCUCUCUUUAUGGGCCCUUUGAAUUCGUGAAAGGAGGCUCCACCGACUUUAUCGAUCGACUCUCCACCUUCGUCAACCUACAAGAGUAA
This is a messenger RNA of Dibothriocephalus latus, 375 nucleotides long. The record is from the annotation of a GenBank genome assembly. Lineage: Eukaryota; Metazoa; Platyhelminthes; Cestoda; Diphyllobothriidea; Diphyllobothriidae.